Messenger RNA from Dermacentor andersoni, 1029 nucleotides. RefSeq lists its product as uncharacterized. The record is from RefSeq and is a predicted model, not a curated record. Lineage: Eukaryota; Metazoa; Arthropoda; Arachnida; Ixodida; Ixodidae.
GGCAUGUUUUUUUAGCCUAUGCAGAAUAUUUCAAUAUCGUUGGUAGCGGAUAGGCUGAUUUUAGUUCUUGAGCUUGGUUGCUUGAAGCGGCGGACAUUAGCUUCACGAAAGAAUGGGAAGCAUACUCGACUAACAAAAUUUGUUGAGUCUUGAGAGGCAGUCUUGACCUAACUGCUAGCAGCGUUCGACUUGCGUGUUCGUCAUCCGUGGCGUCUCAGUCCAUGUCGUUCCUGCACCGUGUGCUGAUGGUCCUGUUGCUGGCGGGGCAGGGUGGCGUACUGGCCGAGUUGUACAUUGUCAAGUGCGGGGAUGCGUGCGGCGGGAGCCUUCAUGUCAUGUGUGAGGCCGGAUGUAACUGCGUCUUCUACCAGGGCCUCACUGUGGGCGUCUGCCGGUCAGCCAUGUCCAACGACAACAUACUGGAUUAUGACGGAACGACCAAAAGCACUUCUGUACGCAACACAUUUUUAAGUACCCCCACAGAUUCUUCGAAGUCAUUAAGUUCUCUUCCCUUGGUCUUGAUAGGGGUGCCUGAACUAACGGCCGUCAGUCUUCGACUUCCGUCUUCGUCCACGGUGGCUUCUCGCUCGAUGUCGUUGGUGUGCCGUCUGCUGGUGGUCCUGCUGCUGGCGGGGCAGGGCAGGGUACUGGCCAUGGUCAAUCCUGAAGGCCUGGCGGAGUGCGGCGAUCACUGCGGCGGCUUCUUUCAAGUCAUGUGCGUUGCCGGGUGUAACUGCGUCCCCUACAAGGCCACCACCUUCGGCGUAUGCCGGCCAUCCGUGUUGAACGAGACUGAGCUGGAUUAUGAUGAGCUUGCGGCAUGUGAAGAAACCAUUCAAGAAACGAUGCUCGGUGGCACAUUGCGACAGCGUGGACUGUACCGUGGAUGUCUCACUGCACCGCUUCCCCCUGUGCUUUCACAGGGUGGACAGUGCUUAGUCAAGCUGCAGUAUCCGCAGCUUUCCCGCCGUCUCCCCCUUUUCACAGAUGUUUUUGUUUGUGAAAAUAAAACAAUGACUGACUGACUGA